UGCCGUCGUCAAGGAUACGUCAUCGUUCAGUUUUGUUUGUUGUGCAUUGAACGCGACCUGCGAGUUGUCACUGGCAACGACAACAGCAAUGAAUGUAUGUGAAUCGCCUGCUAGUGCUAGGCAUUAUUUGAAUAUAUACGAGCUGCACAUAUGCUGGGGCCAUUCUUCCGUGACUGCAGCCAGACAAGGACGGCAGCUUAGCACCUAGCACCUGUCUAGAUCUAGAAGAAAUAUUAGCAGUUUCCGGCAGCGCUGCCUGGCGUUGACGCUGCUGACGCUGACGUUAAGAAACACGUUACGUAGCUGCAAAUUCAAAUUUGAACUUCAGUCAAGUGUCAAAGCUCAAAGGAUUAACAUGUCCUGUGCCUCUAGCUCGGCAGCGGCAGCUGGUCACCAGCUAAGCUAGCAAGUGUGAAUCCCCAUCCAUAAAACCGAAAAACAAACUAAAACAAAAAGUUAUAUUAUAUUAUUUAAACAAUUAUUAAAAUUAACCCAAGCAAGGAAAACCCGAAUAAAGCAACAACAGAAGCAAAAACUACCUAAUGUACCAAUUAGUGGGCCGAUUUUACCAAAAUGGCGGUACAACAACAACAGCAACAACAACAACAACAACAGCAACAACAAAAUUCAACAUUCAUCGAUAAUAAUCCUGAGUCUUGUACGCCGCUUUUGAAUUUUCCUGAUAGCCCAAUACUGCCGCCCAAAAAUCGUCAUCGUCGCCAAAAUCAAGACAGCACCCACCCCAAGAAGCCAAGUGCUAAUCUUUUGAUAGAUGCCAAGGUGACAGCACCCAACGCAUUCAUCGAUGCCCCACCGCCCACACAACGGGGCCAAAAUAAACACGGCAACAUGGCAAACGGAAAUGGAAAUGGAAAUGGCCAGCACAUGGUCACCAGUAGACGUCAUCGCCAUCGUUUCGUAUCCCUAUGUGGCGCUAAUAGCACCGUGGAACAGUGUGAUAAGGAGUUACCCAUUUGGCUGAACCAUAAUGAACUACGUUAUGUAUCGGGUGUAACCAACAAGACCACUUGUAAUGAUAUCAUUAAAGCGCUGAUAGACGACGAGCAGUGCAACAACAAUAACAGCAACAUCAACAAUAAGCCGGAUGGCGACCAUGGCUCAGGAGCAGCAUUGCGUGACUACAACGAUUUCGUUAUAACGGAACGUUGGCGUGGUAUCGAGCGCAGCUACGAUGGCAACAUGGCCAUUUUACCUGUUUGGCGCGCUUGGAGCCGUGUGCACAAUGAGUUGUGUCUGUCGCUCAAGCAACGUCAACAGCUCAAGGAAUCGUUGCCACCUCAGUAUGGGGAAAUAACUCCAUCCGCCUCUACCGGAUUUUCAAUGCUCAAGUGGCUGAAAAGACUUUUACACUUUGGCAGCAAUAAAAAACACAAAACCUAUGCAAAAAAAACAUCAGCCAAAGUGGCCAAUCAAAUCAGGGAAAACUGGUUGCCACCAAAAAGAAAACUGCGAAAUGAAAUGCUCGACGAAGUGCUUUUGGUCAUACUUCCCGAUCAGCAUUACGAGAACUACAACCGCAAUGUCAAGGCCCAGUUAAACAGCUGCGAGCUGGCGACAAAACAUCGAAAAAACAACCGCGAAAAAAUAACCACCUCCGACAAAUUUGUCAGCAACCAUUGCAUUAGACGGCGCCGCAAGGAUGCGCCGUUGCGCAAUAGCUUGCGCAACAAACUGGCUGCGCUGCACGCAGAGAUGAAUAUGAGAUACGAAAGAGAAUACAAUCUGACGCGCCAGCUAACCGACAAGUGCAGGCAGUUUAAACUGCAAAACGAGCGGUAUAGAUGUAGGGAAAUUGACCUUUCCGUGAGUCAGCUGCAGCAAAAUAUUGAAGCCUAUGCGGAGGAUAUUAUAAGAACGGAGCACGAGCUUCUCGAGCUAAAAAACGAGAUAAAACAGGACAUUUCGCUGAUAAACAACCUUAAGCGAAUGACGUUGGGAGAGGAUAAGGAGACAGUUCAAGUUGCUCAAGCUGUUCCACAUGAAAUGCAGUUCGUUGACAAUAUUUACGAGUUUUGCGACAAUAAUGCCAGCAUGUUAGUCUAACUUUUUAUACCUUGUUAAGUUUUUACCAAUAAAGCUUUUUUUAGAAGCAUACAUACAUGUAAGUAUGGCCAAAUGAAAUUACCCGGCUUUGCCCGAGUUAAAUAAAUAUAUUAUAUUAAAAAUA
Molecule: messenger RNA, 2188 nt
Organism: Drosophila virilis
Lineage: Eukaryota; Metazoa; Arthropoda; Insecta; Diptera; Drosophilidae
Gene: meru
Product: meru
Source: RefSeq, a predicted model, not a curated record